Pseudocercospora fijiensis CIRAD86 is the source of this 456-nucleotide messenger RNA. RefSeq lists its product as uncharacterized. The transcript is spliced from 5 exons. The record is from RefSeq and is a predicted model, not a curated record. Bases 1 to 456 code for a protein of 151 amino acids. Lineage: Eukaryota; Fungi; Ascomycota; Dothideomycetes; Mycosphaerellales; Mycosphaerellaceae.
AUGUAUCGACCAGGCCAGACUCGCCAGAUCACCAGACCCCUGCAAGUGCGUCGGUCCGUUCAUACCGAGGGCUUUUCGCAUGUGAUUGCGCCCGUUAUCAUUUGGCAAACCAUGUGGUGUGCUUCAGCUUUGGGUAGCUCGAUUCCAAUAGGCGUCGCUGCCACUUUGUUAUCACGAAGACGCCGAUUUACUGAUUACGGGCGAAGCCACUUGAUCAUCCCCGACUAUGUCAUCGCGAUCACGUCAAACCUGAUUUUAUUAUCUACAUCGAUCUGGUCCCCUACGACGUUCGUGCGACCACGCAGACGCAGACGGAGAAGCGAUAAAGGGAACACUUUUGACCGCCGUUCAACCACACCGCUUAGUGUUUCUUCCUCCAGCUGCACGCUAUCACGCACAGCGCAUUGUUACUACGUGAUUCCCCGGAUUCUGAAAGCUGAAGCUCUAAUUGGCUGA